GUCUUUUAGUACUCUUGUUGUCGUUAAGAGUUACUUGCCCCUGAAGUCCAGGACGCUCCGCCAUUAAGAUUUUUCUGCUGACAAACAGUCAAACUUCAACAUGAAAUUAAAGCGAUUUCUGCUAAGGUAUUAUCCCCCAGGAAUCAUUCUUGAGUAUGAACAAGGUGGAAAUCUAAAAACAAAAUCAAUAGACUUGCUGGAUUUGAAACCAGAGACUGAUGUUGAUGCUGUUGUCGAUGAGAUUGCCAGGAAAGAGGCUUUAAUUACAGCCUCUAAAACAGAACAAGUUAGAAAACUCAUCGGACGACUGCAGGAAAAGCUUGCCAUAAAAGAUGAACACCAUUUUUACUUGUUCAAAGUUCUUAGAGCACAUAUAUUGCCUCUCACAAAUGUUGCAUUCAAUAAAUCAGGAUCAAGUUUCAUCACAGGAAGUUAUGACCGAACAUGUAAAAUAUGGGACACAGCAUCAGGGGAAGAGUUACACACCUUAGAGGGACAUAGAAAUGUAGUUUAUGCAAUAGCCUUUAAUAAUCCAUAUGGUGAUAAAAUUGCAACUGGAUCAUUUGAUAAGACAUGUAAAUUAUGGAGUUUUGAAUCUGGCAAAUGUUAUCAUACAUUCAGAGGGCAUACAGCAGAAAUUGUAUGUUUAAGUUUUAAUCCACCUAGUACAAUGAUAGCUACUGGAAGUAUGGACACCACUGCCAAACUAUGGGAUAUACAGACUGGACAGGAGGUCGCGUCCCUUAAUGGCCACUCUGCUGAGAUUAUCUCCCUUUCUUUCAAUUCAUCUGGUUCACAAUUGAUCACCGGAUCAUUUGAUCACACUGUGAUGGUGUGGGAGGUGAUCACUGGAAGGAGGUUACAUACAUUGAUCGGACAUAAGGCAGAAAUAAGUAGUGCCCAGUUUAAUUAUGAUUGUUCUCUGAUAGCUACAGGGUCCAUGGAUAAAACUUGUAAAAUAUGGGAGACCAAUCAUGGUACUUGUGUGGGAACUUUACGUGGCCAUGAGGAUGAAGUACUGGAUGUAGCGUUUGACAUGACGGGGCAAUAUUUAUUGACAGCGUCCGCUGAUGGGACGGCAAGGUGCUAUAAUGCUACAACUCAUACACUUGUUUCCAAGUUUGAAGGUCAUGAAGGUGAAAUUUCUAAAAUAACAUUUAAUCCACAAGGUACAUCAGUGUUAACGGCCAGUUCUGACAAGACAGCACGUAUCUGGGACCCGGAGAACGGGGAAUGUAAACAAAUACUGGAGGGUCAUACUGAUGAAAUAUUUAGCUGUGCAUUCAAUUAUGAAGGAAAUACUGUAAUAACUGGAAGUAAAGACAACACAUGUCGAAUAUGGAGAUGAGGGUAGGAAACUGUUCAAUAUGCCCGCCCCCUAGUCAGCAUUUUAACCAAUCAGAAAGUUCAAUACAUUGGAUUUGCAAAAAGGCAUUUGAAAAAAAUUAUCUCCCCUAUAUUACAUAAUUAGAGCAUUUGAAAGAAUUAUCUCCUUUAAGUUAGAGAUGUUAGACCUGUAAUGAAUAGAAUAACAUUCAUAAAUAGUCUGUUGAAAUGAAAAUAGAGAGAAUUGUCUGUUCAAACUUUAUCACUCAUUAUUGAAUAACAAUAGCAUAGGAAAUAUUGACUUUUCAUGAAGUUUAUCACUAAAUGAAGGGAAGUAACUCUUAAAAGAGCUGAAUUCAUAGAAUAUUGCUGCUUAUAGUAUAAAUCAUGAAAUGAUUGUAUAUGCAUGUAAUAUAGCAUAAAAGUGCCUGUGUGAAACAUGGCUUCCAGUUGUAAUUAUUCUUAAAUAAUGAAAUUAAAUUGUGCAGUUUAUUGUGAGGUCAAGUCAUUUAGUCAAUGGAAAAGGAUUUUUUUGUGAUUUUUUUUAAAUUUACUAUCAUUCAUUUCUUUUUUCUUUUCAGAACAAUAAUUUUUUGAUUGCAUUUUCACAAUUCACAACUUUUUUUUGUAGGUUUUUAUUAUUAUUAUUAUUUAAUUUUUAUUUAUGUUAUUUUGAUUUUUUCUUUUUACAAACAAGAUAGUUGUCCACAUUUGAAGGAGAGACAUUAACUACAUUUUUUCCUCUGAUAAGACCAUGAUUGUAUGAAAUAAGUUCGUUGUAUAUUAGUAUACUGUAAAUUCAGCAGUGUUUUAUAUCCAAAUUCAAAAAGUUUUGACAAUUUCAAUUAAUUGUCUAUAAUAGUGAUUUACAUUUUUUUUCCAUUGUUAAGAAUUAGUAUUUAAUGUAUAAACUAUAGUAUAAAUUAAAAAAGCAAUAUACUGUUAUUUAAAGUUAUUCUUUGAGAGGGAUUUUGUGCGUGUGUUUUUUUAGUUGUUUUUUUGUUGUUUUUUUACAUAAUUAUCAAGGUUUAAAGUGGAUUAGUCUACCAUGGGCACAUUUUCCAUAAGGAUUUCAAAUAUCAAUAAAUAAAACAAAGACCUGUAUAAAUUUGAUAUUUAAAAAAAAAAAAAAUCUUGACAAAAAAUAUUUAAAGAGCUAUUAGUGAUUUUAAGUCCGGACAUUUAUAUGAUGUUUUAUAAUAUUUUGUUCCAGAACAAUUCAUUAUGUGCUAUAUAAAUAUACUUCAUAUCGGAUCAUGUAUCUCACACUUACCAACAACAUCCAUGUAUAAUUAUUUCAUGGUAUUGUAUCACUUAUUACAACAUA
Ruditapes philippinarum (Manila clam) is the source of this 2653-nucleotide messenger RNA. RefSeq names its product dynein assembly factor with WD repeat domains 1-like. The record is from RefSeq and is a predicted model, not a curated record. Gene Ontology annotation, molecular function: protein binding. Lineage: Eukaryota; Metazoa; Mollusca; Bivalvia; Venerida; Veneridae. The coding region runs from base 101 to 1348 and encodes 415 amino acids. The transcript has 13 exons.